Messenger RNA from Lipotes vexillifer (Yangtze River dolphin), 2424 nucleotides. RefSeq names its product ataxin 1 (gene ATXN1). Gene Ontology annotation, biological process: negative regulation of transcription by RNA polymerase II; nervous system development. Gene Ontology annotation, cellular component: nucleus. The transcript is spliced from 3 exons. Gene Ontology annotation, molecular function: protein binding; RNA binding. Lineage: Eukaryota; Metazoa; Chordata; Mammalia; Artiodactyla; Lipotidae. The coding region runs from base 1 to 2424 and encodes 807 amino acids. The record is from RefSeq and is a predicted model, not a curated record.
AUGAAAUCCAACCAAGAGCGCAGUAACGAAUGCCUGCCUCCCAAGAAGCGCGAGAUCCCCGCCACCAGCCGGCCCUCGGAGGACAAGGCCACGGCUGUGCCCAGCGACAACCACCGCGCGGAGGGCGUGGCAUGGCUCCCGGGCCAUGCGAGCGGCCGGGGCCACGCGGGCGGGCGGCUAGGGCCGGCGGGGCCCCCGGCAGAGCUCGGUUUACAGCAGGGAAUAGGUUUACACAAAGCGCUGUCCGCGGGGCUGGACUACUCCCCGCCCAGCGCGCCCCGGUCCGUCCCGGCGACCACGACGAUGCCCGCGUACCCGCCCCCGCAGUCCGGGGCCCCGGUGUCGCCCGUGCAGUACGCCCACCUGCCGCAUACCUUACAGUUCAUCGGCUCUUCCCAGUACGGCGGGCCCUACGCCGGCUUCAUCCCUUCUCAGCUGAUCUCCCCCACGGCCAGCCCCGUCACCAGUGCGGUGGCCUCGGCCGCGGGGGCCGCCACUCCAUCCCAGCGCUCCCAGCUGGAGGCCUAUUCUACCCUGCUGGCCAACAUGGGCGGUCUGAGCCAAGCCUCGGGACACAAGGCUGAGCAGCAGCAGCACUUGGGCAGGACCGCGGGGCUCCUGCCCCCCGGGUCCCCACCACCCACCCAGCAGAACCAGUACAUGCACAUCUCCAGCUCUCCGCAGAGCGCCGCGCGCCCGGCCUCCCCGCCGGCCAUCCCCGUCCACCUGCACCCGCACCAGACGAUGAUCCCGCACACGCUCACCCUGGGGCCCUCCCCUCAGGUCGUCGUGCAGUACACCGACUCCGGCAGCCACUUUGUCACCCGCGAGGCCACCAAGAAAGCCGAGAGCAGCCGGCUGCAGCAGGGCGUGCAGGCCAAGGAGAUCCUGAACGGGGAGAUGGAGAAGGGCCGCAGGUACGGGGCGCCCACCGCGGCCGACCUGGGCCUGGUGAAGGCGGGCGGCAAGGCCGUUCCCCACCCGUACGAGUCCAGGCACGUGGUGGUCCACCCCAGCCCUGCCGACUACGGCAGCCGCGAUUCCUCCGGGGUGCGGGCCUCUGUGAUGGUCCUGCCCAACAGUAGCACCCCUGCCGCCGACCUGGAGGUGCAGCAGGUCACCCACCGAGAGGCCUCCCCUUCCGCCCUCAGCGACAAAAGCGGCCUGCACCUAGGGAAGCCCGGGCACCGAUCCUAUGCGCUGUCUCCCCAGCAGGCCCUGGGCCCCGAAGGCGUGAAGGCUGCUGCCGUCGCCACGCUGUCCCCCCACACGGUCAUUCAGACCACACACAGUGCUUCGGAGCCCCUCCCGGUUGGACUGCCGGCCACAGCCUUCUACGCAGGGACUCAGCCGCCCGUCAUCGGCUACCUGAGCAGCCAGCAGCAAGCGAUCACCUACGCCGGCGGCCUGCCCCCGCACCUGGUCCUCCCCGGCACCCAGCCCCUGCUCAUCCCUGUGGGCAGUGCUGACAUGGAGGGGUCGGGUGCGGCCUCGGCCAUCGUCACGUCGUCGCCCCAGUUUGCUGCAGUGCCUCACACGUUCGUCACCACCGCCCUUCCCAAGAGCGAGAACUUCAGCCCCGAGGCCCUGGUCACGCAGGCCGCCUACCCAGCCAUGGUGCAGGCGCAGAUCCACCUGCCCGUGGUGCAGUCGGUGGCGUCCCCUGCAGCCGCGCCCCCUACGCUGCCUCCUUACUUCAUGAAAGGCUCCAUCAUCCAACUGGCCAACGGGGAGCUGAAGAAGGUGGAGGACUUAAAAACGGAAGACUUCAUCCAGAGUGCAGAGAUCAGCAACGACCUGAAGAUCGACUCCAGCACUGUGGAGAGGAUCGAGGACAGCCACAGCCCGGGCGUCGCCGUCAUACAGUUCGCUGUCGGGGAUCACCGAGCACAGGUCAGCGUGGAAGUUUUGGUAGAGUAUCCUUUUUUUGUGUUUGGACAGGGCUGGUCAUCCUGUUGCCCGGAGAGAACCAGCCAGCUCUUUGAUUUGCCGUGUUCUAAACUCUCCGUUGGGGAUGUCUGUAUCUCGCUCACCCUCAAGAACCUGAAGAAUGGCUCUGUUAAAAAGGGCCAGGCCGUGGAUCCCGCCAGUGUCCUGCUGAAGCACUCAAAGACCGACGGCCUCGCGGGCAGUAGACACAGGUACGCCGAGCAGGAAAACGGGAUCAAUCAGGGAAGUGCCCAGAUGCUCUCUGAGAAUGGCGAACUGAAGUUUCCAGAAAAAAUUGGAUUGCCUGCCGUGCCCUUGCUCACCAAAAUAGAACCCAGCAAGCCCGCGGCCACGAGGAAGAGGAGGUGGUCGGCGCCGGAGAGCCGCAAACUGGAGAAGUCGGAAGACGAGCCACCUUUGACUCUUCCUAAGCCUUCUCUCAUUUCUCAGGAGGUUAAGAUUUGCAUUGAAGGCCGCUCUAAUGUAGGCAAGUAG